This is a messenger RNA of Teleopsis dalmanni, 837 nucleotides long. RefSeq names its product cytosolic Fe-S cluster assembly factor NUBP2 homolog (gene Nubp2). Gene Ontology annotation, biological process: iron-sulfur cluster assembly. Lineage: Eukaryota; Metazoa; Arthropoda; Insecta; Diptera; Diopsidae. Gene Ontology annotation, cellular component: cytosol. Bases 42 to 821 code for a protein of 259 amino acids. The record is from RefSeq and is a predicted model, not a curated record. The transcript has 3 exons. Gene Ontology annotation, molecular function: ATP binding; 4 iron, 4 sulfur cluster binding; ATP-dependent FeS chaperone activity.
AUUUUCAGAGCUUGCUAAAAUUGUUUUUAUAUCUACUACAAAUGUUGGAAAAAGUAAAGCAUGUUAUUUUGGUUCUAUCUGGUAAAGGUGGAGUUGGUAAAUCUACUGUAAGCACACAAUUAGCUUUGACAUUCCGCGAACAUGGACAUAAAGUUGGACUACUGGAUAUUGAUUUAUGUGGACCUAGUGUCCCGUAUUUGUUAGGUUUAGAAGGAAAAGAAAUUUAUCAAUGUGAAGAGGGCUGGGUGCCAAUAUACACAGAUGAGAGUAAAACUCUAGCUGUGAUGUCUAUUGGAUUUUUGCUGAAAAAUCGCAACGAUCCAGUGAUAUGGCGAGGUCCAAAAAAAACUAUGAUGAUCCGGCAAUUCCUAACAGACGUAAAAUGGGAUGAAUUGGAUUAUUUGAUAAUUGACACGCCGCCUGGUACAUCUGACGAGCAUAUAACUAUUAUGGAGUGCAUGCGUGAGGUGAAGUGCGAUGGAGCAAUUAUAGUUACUACGCCUCAAUGUGUAGCUUUAGAUGAUGUUCGAAAGCAAAUAACAUUUUGCAAAAAAACUGGAAUUAAUAUUUUAGGCAUUUUAGAAAAUAUGAGCGGUUUUGUGUGUCCACAUUGUACAUCAUGUACAAAUAUUUUUUCAUCCAAUGGCGGUAUUGAGCUGGCAAAAUUAGUUGGUGUACCACAUUUAGGCACAUUACCCAUUGACCCUCGCGUUGGAGUGCUCCGCGGAACGACACAAGCAGUGGUUUCAGAAUUACCUGAUUCGUCAUCGGCAGAUGCUUUUAAUUUGUUAGUAAAAAAAAUAACCGUUGAACGCGUUUAAUUUAAUUUUCACAUUA